GCGGCCGAAGUGUCUUGUGAAAUACUGUCGUGAACUCCUCUUCAAAUUGGCGGAAUAUAUGUGUUUAAGAUGCCACUAAUAAUCAUGUGUGGAUUUCCUUGUUCUGGAAAGUCAAAGAGAGCACAGGAAUUAAGGAAUUACUUGGAAAACAGGGGGAAAACUGUCUAUUUAGCGAGCGACGAAAAUAGCUCUUUGGACAGAAAUACUGUGUAUUCAGCCUCAGCAAAUGAAAAGGAAGCAAGAGGUCUUUUAAAGUCUGCAGUGGAAAGGCUUAUUUCAAGAGAUGAUGUAGUUAUUUUGGACUCCCUCAAUUACAUAAAAGGUUAUAGAUAUGAGUUAUACUGUGUUGCAAAGGCACACAAGACCACACAUUGUAUUGUGCAUUGUGACACUUCUAAAGAAAUCUGUUCAGAGUGGAAUAAAACAAGAGAAAGUAGAUAUAAUGAUGAAAUAUUAGAUGCUUUAGUAAUGAGGUUUGAGCCACCUGACUCAAGGAACAGAUGGGACUCUCCGUUAUUUGUCAUCCAGGUUGAUGAUGACCUUCCAUUUGAAUCUAUAUAUGAUGCAUUAAUCAACAGAGUACCACCGCCGCCAAACCAGGCUACUCAACCGCAACCUUUGUCAGCAACAAACUUCCUCUACGAGCUUGACAAAAUAACUCAAGAAAUAGUUACUGUCUUGAUAAAUUCCCAACGGACGUUUGUACCUGGGGAUCACAUCACGGUCCCGGGAACAUCGGAGAAAGUUGUUCUGAAUAGGACUGCAAACAUGGCAGAAUUAAGAAAAAUACGUCGACAAUUUAUUACCUACACUAAAAUGCAUCCUGUCGAAGAUACGAAGAAAAUUUCCAAUAUGUUUGUGCAGUAUCUGAAUAGUAGCUUACAAUAAAAUGUCUUAUUUUUUACCA
Pocillopora verrucosa is the source of this 907-nucleotide messenger RNA. RefSeq names its product protein KTI12 homolog. NCBI's taxonomy places the organism in Eukaryota, Metazoa, Cnidaria, Anthozoa, Scleractinia, Pocilloporidae. The record is from RefSeq and is a predicted model, not a curated record. Gene Ontology annotation, biological process: tRNA wobble uridine modification.